This is a messenger RNA of Rhea pennata, 2742 nucleotides long. RefSeq names its product zinc finger and BTB domain containing 14 (gene ZBTB14). The transcript has a single exon. Bases 1 to 1023 code for a protein of 340 amino acids. Lineage: Eukaryota; Metazoa; Chordata; Aves; Rheiformes; Rheidae. The record is from RefSeq and is a predicted model, not a curated record.
AUGUCUUCAGGCCAGAUUCUUGGUAUUCGUUUUUUAGAUAAACUCUGCUCUCAGAAACGUGAUGUAUCUAGUCCUGAAGAAAACACACAGUCCAAGAGCAAGUACUGUCUAAAAAUAAACCGUCCUAUUGGGGAAGCUAACGAUACCCAAGAUGAUGAGGUGGAAGAAAUUGGAGAUCACGACGAUAGUCCGUCAGAUGUGACAGUGGAAGGAACCCCCCCCAGUCAGGAGGAUGGAAAAUCACCUACCACUACCCUGAGAGUUCAAGAAGCAAUUUUGAAAGAAUUGGGGAGUGAAGAGGUUCGAAAAGUAAACUGUUAUGGCCAGGAAGUAGAGCCUAUGGAAACAACUGAAUCAAAAGACUUAGGAUCUCAAACCCCUCAGGCACUGACAUUUAAUGAUGGCAUAAGUGAAGUGAAAGAUGAACAGACACCAGGCUGGACAACAGGAGCUGGGGACAUGAAAUUUGAAUAUUUGCUUUAUGGUCACAGGGAACAUAUUGUAUGUCAGGCUUGUGGCAAGACAUUUUCUGAUGAAGCACGACUGAGAAAACAUGAAAAGCUACAUACUGCUGAUAGACCAUUUGUUUGUGAGAUGUGUACAAAAGGCUUUACCACACAAGCUCAUUUGAAAGAGCAUCUGAAAAUACACACAGGUUACAAGCCUUACAGUUGUGAGGUAUGUGGAAAGUCUUUUAUUCGUGCACCAGAUCUAAAAAAGCAUGAAAGAGUUCACAGUAAUGAGAGGCCAUUUGCAUGCCAUAUGUGCGAUAAAGCUUUCAAGCACAAGUCCCACCUCAAAGACCAUGAAAGAAGACACCGAGGAGAGAAGCCUUUUGUCUGCAGUUCCUGCACUAAAGCAUUUGCUAAGGCAUCUGAUCUAAAAAGGCAUGAGAACAAUAUGCACAGUGAAAGAAAACAAGUUACUACAGCCAAUGCCAUCCAGAGUGAAACAGAACAAUUACAGGCAGCAGCUAUGGCUGCUGAAGCAGAGCAGCAAUUAGAAACUAUAGCUUGCAGUUAGAAACAAAAGCAGCAACUUUAUCAGAAAUAAUAUAAGAAAUUAAAGUGAUCAAAAUUUAUUGUUGGUACAUGUUUAGACUGAUAAUUAUCUUUUCAAGAAAACAUAUUUUUAGAGGAUUUGAAUGCUGCAUAGGAACACAGCAUUGCGUGGUUAGAUAUUUUAUAAUAAUUCAGAGAUGCGUAUUCUUAGAAUAUAAAAUAGUUUUGUUGUCAUUAGAAAUAUAAUGCACUAAUACGUGAUUUAAUUUAAGACUCUGAUCAAGUUCUCUGUAAAACAGAGGGAUCACCACUGGCUGAUGUUUUAUUUCAUCUAAUAUGGAAUACUGCAUACAUUGUAGACAUCAAAAUCAGUGAGUUAUGUUUAAAAAUGCUGAAAUCUCAAAAUAACAAACUUGGAAAUGAAAUACUUAUUUUUCGUAAUUGUGAAGGUGUUGUACCUACAAUUUAUGAAACAGCUGUUGAUUUCCUAGAAUUUCCUUUUACUUCUUCCUUUUUUUCACCUACUGUAGGUGCUAGAUAUUGAUACAACAAAGCUUAAUGGGGAAGGUGAUCAAAUGAAAUUGUUUCUUAUUCCACUCCCUCAAAUAUCCUCUUGUUUUAAUCAAGCUGGUGAGUUUACUGAAGUAGUAAAUGCUUGCUUUCCUGAAAAAAAACCAUUACUCACAGUAGUCUAGGCUGGCAAAACAGAAGGGUCAUUGCAUUCACCUAUUGCUUCUGUGGGGAAAGAAUCUUCCCAUUUGUUUCUAUGUUUGCUUUAGAAAUCUUAAAGCAGUCCCUAGGAGAUCGGACAGAGCAACAAAGAAAAAAGGGUGCCACAUGAAGAAGGGCAUAUUCUCCUUGCUCAGAACCAGUUGAAAUUAUUUAAAGCUAAUACAGCCUGAGGUUGUAGUUUUUAUUAUGCAGCUUUCAAGUUUUCUCUUCACCUAACCUAGCACAAACCUAGGCAAAGGAGUGUUUCUGGCAGCACAGCAGAAUUAGCUGCACUAUCGAGUGCUUGGAAUUCCCUGCCAGACCUCUCAAGUUCCAGUGUAAAGCCGCAGGUUGUCAGAUACCUGCCAGCAGUUUUCAGGUUGGACUUCUUACGGACUGGAUGGUCAUACCAGCCAGUAGGUUUUGUUUAAGUGUAAAAAUUUCUGCCUUCUACCACACUACCUCUCAGCGAGAGUAAGAUUUAGGUGAGUUAUUUCAGUCAUCAUUGAUGGAGAAUCAGUGUUCCUUAAUAGUCUGUUACUUAGAGUUGCCUAUUUUUUUAGGCAACCUUGGGUAGAUGCUGUUAAUUCAAUUUUGCCAGCAUCAGCAAAAUCCAUAGUCUUUGGAUUGCACUCUGCUAUGCGUUGUCAACAAGAGAAGACAGAGUAACAGUGAUAAAGUGAUCCAAAGGGAUAUCAGGCUUUUGUUAUAAAUGUGUAAAUACUACAACUGUUGUGAACACUUCAUUGGAAGUUGGAAUGGGCAAAAAUGCACCCUUGUGCAUGUGGUUGGAAAACAUUGGUCACUUGACAUAUCCAUCGCAUACGAAAGUGUUAGACCAGUAAAUGAUAAGUUACUAUAUGGUAGGUGACCUCUUGCAUUUCUAAAUAGAAAUUGAAAUAGCGUUUUUAGAACUGUUAGAUGAAACUUUACUCUGAUUAUUGAUUAUUGAUUUUUUUUUACAGCUUCAUUUUAUUCAUGUACUCAUCAGGUUAAGCAGUUAUAUUAAAAUGCCAAUAAUUGUUUGAAA